Messenger RNA from Sabethes cyaneus, 3572 nucleotides. RefSeq names its product receptor-type guanylate cyclase Gyc76C. The record is from RefSeq and is a predicted model, not a curated record. The coding region runs from base 6 to 3572 and encodes 1188 amino acids. Gene Ontology annotation, biological process: protein phosphorylation; intracellular signal transduction; cGMP biosynthetic process. Gene Ontology annotation, cellular component: membrane. The transcript is spliced from 14 exons. NCBI's taxonomy places the organism in Eukaryota, Metazoa, Arthropoda, Insecta, Diptera, Culicidae. Gene Ontology annotation, molecular function: ATP binding; guanylate cyclase activity; peptide receptor activity.
CUGUGAUGAUUGGUGGUGAUGUGUUCACCGUUGGAUAUAUCACCGGUUCACUAAGGAGAUCCGGGGAUCAGGAAUAUGCAAGACCAGGGUUGCAAAUAUCAGGCGCAAUCACGCUGGCAAUGGAGGAAGUGAACGAGCUGUUCUUUAACCGGCAUGGCCAUACGUUGCGGUUCGAGGUUGCGGAAACGUACGGCGAGGAGGUAACUAGUAUUAGGGAGACCGCAGAUCUCUGGACGAAAGAUGUGAUAGGCUACAUAGGGCCGCAGGAAACCUGUGUUCACGAGGGCAGAAUGGCAGCUGCUUUCAACUUACCAAUGAUUUCUUAUUUUUGCACUCACAAUGAAACAUCGAACAAAAAGUAUUUUCCUACCUUCGCCAGAACGAGACCGCCUGACCUUCAAAUUUCCAAGUCGGUUGUGUCCCUACUGUUGGCGUACAAUUGGACUCAGGUUACAUUUUUUUAUCGUGCUUCGGACGAUUUGGAGUACGAUGCGGUCGCAGAAACACUGAAAUCCACCCUUCGCCACAACGGCAUACGGAUUAGGUCAGUGCGAACGUGGAGCUCAAUCUAUCAUCACGGUUAUUCACCGAAUCCCUUUGAUCGCCUGGUAGAGGAAACGUUUAGCGAUACAAGAAUCUAUCUAGUUCUCGGUAACCACGAUGAGCACAUCGGACUGCUGGUGAGCUUAUGGCUGAAGGACCUACUAGCCGGUGGGGACUACUUUGUGGUCGGAGUCGAUCUCGAACAGUACGAUGCUACGCUACCACAGAAAUAUCUGCACGGGCUGCUGCAGACCAAACCGGACCAGAAUGCCGUGCAAGCGCUGCAGCACUAUCUCAGCGUAGUCCCAUCAGCUCCUAUCAAGUUUGAGGAAUUUGCUCUUAAGAUAAACCAAUACCUGGAGCGUCCACCGUUCCACUUUCGCAAUCCGUUGGUUUAUUUCGGAGGCGUUAAACAGAUUCGCGCGGAGGCAGCCUAUCUUUACGAUGCAGUCCAUUUGUAUGCUAAUGCUUUACUGCGGGUCUUGCUGGACGGGGGAAACCCUAAAAACGGCACCGCAAUUAUCGAAGCAAUCAAAGGUCGAGCAUACAUGAGUGCGAUGGGAUAUUUGAUACAUAUAGAUGAAAACGGUGAUGCCACAGGAAAUUAUACUAUUUUGGCCAGAAAAGCGUUCAAAAAUUCAUCUACGUCGGAGAGAGAAUACGGACUGUUUCCGGUUGGACGCUUCAGUACGCCGGAAUCUCAUCAAGCCACGGACAUCAUACUAUUCGACACCAUCGAAUGGGCGGGCUCCGGACCACCCAUCGCUGAACCGCUUUGUGGGUUUCGCGACGAAAAGUGUAUAAGUUAUACCGCUGAGAUUACGGGCGGGGUCAUCGGCGGGGCCCUUCUGCUGCUCGUGAUAGUUUGCCUCGUGUACUACCGAAACCGGCGCUACGAGCAGGAGCUGGACAGUUUACUCUGGAAAGUGGAUUUUAAGGACAUUAAGAUGCAUGAAAAUGAGAAGGAAGGCACCGGUCAAAAGCUGACGAGGGCAACUCACCCAUUGAUUCGCACCAGUCAAGUAAGUUUGAGCUCAAAUCCGGACACCGACUUCCGCUACUCGACCAUCUUCGCUCCCCUCGGGAUAUACAAAGGUCAACUAUAUGCAAUCAAGAACGUCCGCAAGAAAAGCAUUGAUAUAACGCGCGAGUUGAAGAAGGAGUUGAAACUGCUGCGGGAUAUGCGUCACGAUAAUUUGAAUGCUUUCAUUGGAGCGUGUACGGAUCCACCGAAUAUUUGUAUUAUCACCGAAUAUUGCCCUAGGGGAAGUUUAAAGGAUGUGUUGGAGAACGACGUGGUGAAGUUGGACAACAUGUUUACCGCAUCGCUGGUGGGCGACAUACUGCGGGGAAUGACUUACUUGCACGAAUCACCGUUGCGAUUUCAUGGUUCCUUGCGGACCUCCAACUGUCUGAUCGAUACAAGAUGGGCUGUUAAAUUGAGCGAUUUUGGAUUAUAUGCAUUUAAACAAGGAACAGACGAAUCGUCGGGCGAAAAAGUAAAACUCGAGGAACAGUCCGAAAAGCUUCUCUACCGUGCACCAGAAUUGCUUCGAGCUGGACCUUCUUACUGCAUUCCGGGUACACCGAAAGGAGACAUUUACUCGUUUGGCAUAGUAUUAUAUGAAAUAUUUACUCGCCGGGGGCCGUUUGGAGAAAUUGAAUGCACCGCCACGGAGUGCCUGCAGCGGAUUAUGAAUCCAUUGGAUCCGAACACACUUUUUCGACCAGCAAUUCAGCCGCUGGAAACUUCGUUCGAUUGUGUCCGUAGCUGUUUGAAGGAAUGCUGGGCGGAAAAGCCGGAUGAUCGACCCGAUUUUAAGACUAUUAGCUAUAAACUACGCGUACUGCGUAAGGGCAUGAAGCCGAACAUUUUGGAUAACAUGAUGGCCAUGAUGGAGAAGUACGCCAAUAAUCUGGAACAAUUGGUGGAUGAACGAACCGAUCAGUUACAGGAAGAGAAGAAAAAGACGGAAGCUUUGCUGUUGGAGAUGCUUCCAAGGCCAGUCGCAGAGCAAUUGAAGCGCGGACAUAAAGUUGAGGCUGAAAGUUACGAUCUAGUCACGAUCUAUUUUAGCGACAUUGUUGGAUUCACAUCGAUGUCAGCGGAAAGCACUCCACUUCAAGUGGUGACUUUCCUGAACGAUCUAUAUACGUGUUUCGAUUCAAUUAUUGGACAUUAUGAUGUGUACAAGGUGGAAACGAUAGGCGAUGCCUACAUGGUAGUAUCCGGUCUUCCGAUUCGCAACGGAUUAACGCAUGCUGCUGAAAUUGCUUCCAUGUCCCUUCAACUGUUGGAAGCUGUUUCCGAAUUUAAAAUACGGCACAGACCAAACGAUCGACUCUAUUUGCGAAUCGGAAUUCACUCCGGUCCAGUAUGCGCCGGAGUGGUUGGAUUAAAAAUGCCUCGCUACUGCUUGUUCGGUGACACCGUGAAUACGGCAUCGCGUAUGGAAUCAACGGGUCUUCCGCUGAAAAUCCAUUGUAGUCUACAAACCAAAGAAAUCCUUGAUUCGCUCGACGGAUACCACUUCGAGGACCGGGGAAUGAUUUCAAUGAAAGGAAAGGGCGAGCAGCGUACGUUUUGGCUCGUUGGAGAGGACGCUGAAGCGCGAGCCAAACGAACCCAGGAACGUUCGGAGAGACGUGGCUCGCGGAAUUUGAACAGAUACCUCGGGAUGCUGAAGAGUCAAAACAGUUUGGGAGGGGUUCGGAGCUCUCUUAAAAAUCGUGCCAUACAACGCAAUUCACUGCCACGUUCAUCUAGUCUAGAGUCACCGAAAAGACUGAGAUUUGCCAGCGGGUCGAUGCUGGAGCAGCAUCGCUAUCAUCGCUACAGCGACGACGCCUUGAUGGAAGUGAUUUCCGACAGCAGUACGCGCAAAUCGGACAACAGUUUGGUGGACAUGGAGGACAUCACCACGUCCUGUCCGUGCAUUGACAACCUCGGUCUGAACACCGAACGGUUCCUAAUUCAGAACUGCCCGACGGUAACGACACCGUUGCUCGCCAACACCAUUGCUACUUAA